GAGCAGACUUGAGACGGCAGGGUUUUGUGUCGGGGCUAUGUGACUGUGGGUCUUACAGUUAAGAUGUUUUACGCACAGAGUGGACCUGCCAAAUCACGCGGUGAGAGACGUGCGAUGAUUUUGUCGCCUGCAAAUCCACCGGAGGACUAGAUAUUCGGAGUGGCCAUGGCUAUUAACCAUGAAGCUGGAGCCUAACACGUCCAUCGCUUCCAUCGGUCAAAAAAAGCCUCUCUGGUGCUACGUUGAACACACUCUCCAAAUAUGCCAUCCAAGUGUGAGGAAGCCCAGCGGACUGCUUAACACCUGCUGUUCCAUCUGAGUAGGAGGUGGCAACAAAAGACCAAAUGCCAUGGAUGUAUUCAAUUUCACCUACUGGAAUGCCUCUGAAGGCAAUGACACUGAAACUGUGGAAGAGAGUGAAAGCGCCUACAAGACUGUGGAGGUGGUGUUCAUCGUGUUGGUGGCCGGUUCCCUCAGUUUGGUCACAGUAAUUGGAAAUAUCCUGGUCAUGCUUUCCAUCAAAGUUAAUAGGAACUUACAAACUGUCAACAACUAUUUUUUGUUCAGCCUUGCAUGUGCUGACCUUAUUAUUGGAUUGUGCUCUAUGAACUUGUACACAGUCUAUAUAGUUAUAGGCUACUGGCCCCUGGGGCCGGUGGUGUGCGACCUGUGGUUAGCCUUGGACUAUGUUGUCAGCAAUGCAUCUGUCAUGAAUCUUCUCAUCAUAAGCUUUGACAGAUAUUUCUGUGUCACCAAGCCCCUCAGCUAUCCUGUAAAAAGGACCACCAAGAUGGCAGGAAUGAUGAUUGCUGCAGCCUGGGUCCUGUCUUUCAUCCUCUGGGCACCUGCCAUUCUCUUCUGGCAGUUCAUCGUCGGUGGGCGGACGGUGCCUGAGAAGGAGUGCUACAUCCAGUUCUUCUCUAAUGCUGCCGUCACUUUUGGCACCGCCAUCGCCGCCUUUUACCUGCCCGUCAUCAUCAUGAUUCAGCUCUACUGGCAGAUCUCCAGAGCGAGCAAGAGCCGUGUGAAGAAGGACAACCACAAGCCAUCAGGGGCCAUCCCAGAACCCCUGUCACCUGGCCAGAGGAGGAACAACACACCAAAACCCAACAACAACAAUGUACCGGGGGAGGAAGCGGGGAAUUCCCAGAACCAGAAUGCUGAUGAUGGAGCCAACCAGCAUGAUGGAAAACUGCAAAAUGGUAAAGGACCUUCCUCAAACACUGCAGAGGGAGAAAAUGAAGGCGAUGAUGUGGCAAGGGAGAACUGUGCUGCCGGAGAAGAGAAAGAGAGCUCCAAUGACUCAACAUCCGGCAGUGUGGCUGCCUCCAACCAAAAGGAAGAGGAGGCAGUGCCGUCCACAGCCAACUCCAGCGUUGAGACAAGUCAGCCGCUCCCACGCCAGCGAGCCAAGGCCGGUGGUUCCAAGCUGACCUGCAUCAAGAUCAAGACGAAAUCGCCAAAGGGUGACUGCUACACACCAUCCAAUGCCACCGUUGAGAUCGUCCCAGCCUCGGAGCGGCAGAACCACGUGGCGCGGAAGAUCGUGAAGAUGACCAAGCAGCCUCCCAACAAGAAGAAGAAAGCGGCUCCAUCACGGGAGAAAAAAGUGACCCGCACCAUAAUGGCCAUCCUGGUAGCUUUUGUAGCCACCUGGACUCCUUACAAUGUGAUGGUGCUUAUUAACACCUUCUGCUCCAGCUGCAUCCCCAACACAGUGUGGACGAUCGGUUACUGGUUGUGCUACAUCAACAGCACCAUCAACCCGGCCUGCUACGCUCUGUGCAAUGUCACGUUUAAAAAGACAUUCAAACAUCUUCUCCUCUGCCAAUAUAAAAAUAUUAGGUCGGCCAGAUAAAUAUGGGCCACUAGAGCCGAAGUAUGAGUUGCCUGUAUGUGUAUGUGUGUGUGUAUGUGUGUAUGAGCGUGCCAUUCAUGUACACGUGUGUGUGUGUGUGUGUGUUUGUCUAUGAAAGAGGUUUGUGAGCAUGAUAAAGUCUGCAAGAGUAUAUUGAAAAUUACUUUCCAUCAUUUUAUCAUUAGUUUUCCAGUUUCUCUCUCAAUAACCGGUUGUAGCACUCUACACAAAUUCAACUGAUGCCAGUUGCAUUGAGAGGUGUUGUGCAAAAGCAGCGUAGAUAAGGAGGAUUGUGAAAGAUUCAGUGUUGGAGUUCUAAGUUGGAAAAAAAAAGAGGGUGUGUAAAGCAGAGAGCACUUGGGAGUGACACUGAGCUGAUAAAAAAUGAAAAAGAUAAAGAGUGGAGGAAGAUCUACGCUGUACAAAAACAAGAAAACUUCAAAUGGGAAAAUAGGGCUGACUGAAUUUACAAACCUCAGAAGUUUGAAGUUCAGUGAAGAUACCUGUAGAUAACUGUACAUAUCAGUGUAUACUCUAUAUUUUUGUGUGCACAUGUGGGUGUGUGCUGGCUCGGAGUAUGCAUGCACACCCACGUGUGCCCCUCUGCCUGCCUUCUAUCUGUCUGUCAGUGACCAUCAUCACGGCACUUCCAACCAGCAACAUGUAGAAUAAAGUGGGGCAGCUUGUCUAGAUUGCUUUUGACAUGGUCACAUCAGGGCUGGAAGCUAUCCCAUCCACCAACGAGCCCCGGUGGGAAUGAGUUAUCAUAAAUACAUAAUAGAUAUAUAAAUAUAUUAAAGCAGCAUUUGUCAACUUUGCCCACUGGUGGGACCAAGUGGUAGCCAGAAAUAAUUUCAAACUUACUUCUGCCGGUGGUGUUUAACCAUGCACAUGGUUAGGUUGUUAUUACUCGAGCAGAUUUUGAAAUAUCUAUCUGCAAAAUUCUGCCUUCACCCCAAAAACAACUGAGGUGAAUGCUGUUAAGUUUGAACUCACAGCACUGAAAAAUGACAUCUAAAAAAUUUAACAGCAGCUUGUCUUUCCACAGACCAUGUCCUGGUUACAUAAACCUCACUAAGAACAUUUAUUGGAAUUUAAAAAGUAUUUUUGAACAUAAAAUAGUAAGAUUUUUCUUUUUAAAGUGCUUACAGGAUGGUAAUCCAUAUUGCGCCAUAAGAUAGAAAGAUAUUAAUCUAUAGGGAGGAGAUGCAAAUACCAUUGGAUGAGUUGGUGGCUUUCCCAAUUUUGAGUGGAAGGUAUAUGAUUACUCAUUUUCAUGGUGAGAGUUAGAUGAGAAGAUUGAUACCACUCAUGUUUAUAAAUAUCAAGUUGGGGCCAGGCAGCAGCUAGCUUAGCAUAAAGAUUAGAAACUGAGGGAAACAACUAGCCUGGCUCCGUCAGAAGGUAAAAAAUAAAAAUAAAAAAAAUACUCCACCUGCCAUGAGACAUGUUAAUUUCUGAGAUUUAAUCUAUACAAAAACUAAAGUGUAGAACCAACAAGUUGUAGAUUUGCAAUUUUGUUUUCUUUUUUUCGUGCUGGGAGCAGAACUUUCCUGAAGCUAACAUGAGAAAGUGACUGCACCCAGCCAAGAAAUAGUCCCUCACAUAAAACCACGAUUUGUUCUCACACAGGAUUUUGUGCAGCAUUGUUGUAGAAGAGAACUCACUGAAUACAACCUGUCAUGCAUCAUUACAGAGAAUAACCAAAAAGUUACAAAACAACAGUUAUGACUCAGUGUUUCGCAAGAUUGUUCAGUGGCACCCUUUGAUUUGCCAGCUGUUGUACCACAUCCGUUCAGCUUCUACAACUGCUGUCGGGAUGUCUGGUAUUCAUUUUAUAGUUGCUAUUAAGAUAUUUGUCAUAUGUACUGUUAUAUACUUUGAAGUCGUUCACCACUGCAAGGAACCCUCCUACUCAGUGAGAGAAACAGGUGGUUGGAGCUCAGAGCUGUGGCUUAAUACUGUCUGUGGGAAGGCAUAGUGUGACUUUUUGUUUCUUUUGGUGUGUGGGGAUGAGUGGGAGACUUCUUUUGAUCCUGUUGAUUAGUGGAUUGAUGUCACAGCGUGCACUGUACUGUAGUGAUGACUGUGAAGACCUCUGCGUGUGUGUGUGUGUGUGUGUGUGUGGGAGGGGUUGCUCUUGUGUAAGGCAUGUGUGCGAGAUACAUGCUGAUGUGUGUUUGUGCGCUCCAAGAGUGGAGUUUACUUCUGAUCACAGGUUACUGCCUUGUGAUUUAAAUAAGGGCUAUAUCUGCAUCUUUACGUGGUUUGUAAACCAUCUUUUUUAUUUUGAAAAUUAACUUGUGAGUUAAUUAAUUCUAUGAAAAUAAUCAUAUUCUUAGAUUAAAAGUAAUAAAUAGCUGUGCUUAUUUUAAUGAAAAAAGAAAUGAGAAAAUAUCAAUUUACUGUAAGAUAUGUUCUGUGCAUUCAUGCAUGUCAUCCAUCAUUUCACACUAUUAGACAAUUCUGUUACAUUAAUGUAUGCUCACCAGUUGGAGUGAUUGAAUAUGCAGGAGCGUUUGCCAUCAGGAGGUUGCCACAGUGGCUGGUAGGGGGGCUUUGCAAAGAAUUAUUCCUGCACCGAAUAGCUCCUCAAGGCUGUCUCCUUAAAGAGAGAUCUGGGACAGAUCCUAUAAUGAAAACUCACCAUGAGGCUGAUCAGAUUAUGGGACGAUGUGGAACACCUACAUUUGAGAUUAAAGAUUGCCCAUUACACGCUCAGCUUGUGCUUGCAUGCAUCACGCCCAUGCCCCACUUAGUGCUCCACUCAGUCCUGAUCUUGUUAUAGUCUCUCCCUCAUAUGUGAGGUCAUGAAUGUAAAGUAAAUAUCACAUGUUCAUUCAUCAGCGCGUUCUAUAAUUAAUUCUUUGUCUCUCUUUGUCCUGCACUCAUUCUAGCUUUCCUUCCUGCUCCAUUAUACAUUUUACAGCUCAUAUACAUGCCAUAUGCACAGGAUAAACAUCCUUGCACUUGCAUUCAAAUUCAUUCAUUCACAUUUACAUUUCUUUGCAGGCAAACUAUGGUAAAUGCUAUAUUACAAUACCGGAUAUCCAGAAGCUCUGAACGCAUUUUAAUGUAGCUCUUUCAUGUAGCUGUACAAUUAUUAGAAAUAUUCAGGUCCUGUACUCAAAUUCAAGUUGCAAUAUCACUGUGUAGAAAUGCUCUCUGCAUUCAUUAUUUUCAUUUAAAGGUGCUAUAUGUAAGUUUUUGCUAUUGGUAUAUUAACGUUAGCAUGAACGCUGCUUGACAAAGCUCCCCUACAGCCACAGAUCACACAGAGAUUUGUAAACUGACUUUGACAUCAGGACUUAUAGAAAGCCUGCAUUACAAACUGUGAGCAUGGACUGGCACUAUUUUGUUGCAUUAUGGAUGUUUUGUUUUAUAGUCUAGGGACCAUAAGCCAAGAUAUCAUAGCAUCAGUAUUGGCCAUUCUUUUUUAAUCUGUCCCUUUUUAAGUCCCAAACAUUUACACAACUGUACCCUGAAAUAAUUAUUAAAUUGAUUACUUGAUUGAAAAUUAAAUAAUGAAUUAUUCCAAGAAAUUACUUUUUUUUAAGCAAACAUGCCAAAAAUUAAUUGGUCCCAGCUUCUCAAACAAUAUUUGUCACAUUUUUCUGAUUAAUACAUUGUAAACUGAAUCUCUUUUGGAUUUUGGACUGUUUUCAGACAAAACAUAACGUGAAGAUUUUAACUUCAGAUGAUACAGUUAAUGGAUAUUAAGUACAAUGCUUGUGUACUUUAUUUCUUUCCAUCACCGGUGCACAUACAUGGAUGAUCCAUGUUUAUCUAUCCAAGCAGUUUCAGCAGGAACUAAGGCAUCCAUCCAAGUUCAGCAUCCAACCAUCCGUCACAGUGAUAAGUGGAGCCAUGUCUGUCUGACAUCUGUCACACAUCUUAGUAGUGGGUAAAGAGCCCUCCAGAAUAUCUGAUUAAUCUUUUGCUAAGCUGUCAUUUGAGUGAUACCAGCAGGCGAGUAAAGUGGCUCACAGCUCGAGUGGUGGUCCAGGGGUCCCGGUUUGAGCAGCUGCUUGGGUGUUUGAUGGGAGGUGAUGGCAGUUUAUCACCUCCUGGAACGGGAAAAGGGGCGAGAUGCAUCUAAAAAAAACAAAAACAAAAGUGCUUACAGCGGUUAUCUCCGCGCCGUGCACUUUAAACAUCAGGAGCAAAGUUCCUGUAAACCAUUUCUCUCUUUCCUUGCUCUUGUUGCCAAGUUGUCAAACAGAUGAGAACAGAACAGCGUUCAUGUAUCAUGUGUUUCUUUUGUAUUGGAAACGGGGGAAGUGGGUGAUAUGAGAGAACAUGGGGCUUAUGAUAGAAUGAGAGCGCAUCGUUCGGUGACAGUGGAAGAGAGUGGCUGUCAUGCGUGCAAGGGAAAAAGUUGGCUGAUAGCCCCCUAGGUGUACACUUUGUACAUGUGAAACAGAUAAGCUUGCCUUUUGUAGCGUGUGUGUGUGUGUGUGUGUGUGUGUGUGUGGUAGGGGUGGAGGGGUUAAGAGGGGUUGAGGAAAGAUGGAGGAUGGAAGAGGGGGGUCUGUCAGUGACAAAAUCCAAAGCUAGAGGUUCAUGCUGCGUGUGAACCAUGUUUGGAGAAGUCACAGCCGUUCUGUGCGGGUCAGCCAAGGGUUUUGCUGCAGGAAUUUGAGCAUCCCAGACGAAAUCCUGCUGCCUGGUGUAAACACAGUGUGAUACGGCGCUGUUUACCGUCCCCCCAGCACUUUUAUUGCAUCUCAUUCUCAUAUUGUGUCAAUAGUUUCCACUGUUUCUUGCUUUGUGGUUAUAUGAUAAUAACAUUAACAUUUUACAGGUCAAUUCAAACGCACAUAUGCUCACGUGGGGCACAUAUAUUCCGAUGUUCAUCUGUCUAAUACGACUACAAUAAACACUGUCUCCAUUGUAAUCAACAGAUCAUAAUGUGCCGUCAGAGCUAGCUGGGCUCCUCUUCAUACGGCUUAUGUCAAAGGGCUACACUCCUUUUACGGAGUACACAUGACGUGACGUUUUUUCAGAAAUCUUAAGGUUUCUCUGGUUUCACUCUUCUUGGGGCCAUUGCUGAGAAUAAUCUCAACAAUACUGUGCAGCCAUGCAGAGGUGAAAGCGCAGCAGCUCGCGCAUGCUGUGAGAAUUUUUAUCAGAGACAGAAAGUAUAUAUCGCCAGAUUGUACAGAGCAAUUUGCAGUGCCUUAGCCAGAGUGAACAAAUUGCUCUCCUAAAAUCCCUGUUGUGUCUUUAGUGUGUCUGUGUUGAAAGUUGUAGAUGGUGCUGCAUUGUGAUGCACAAUAACAAGCAUGUUAUUCAGCCUUCCUACAUUAUCUUUCUUUCUUUUUUUUGUUAAAGAUAGUGUUUCUCAGCUCUGAGCUCCCAUUACUAUAAUUUCCAUCUCACUGCCUGAUCACAGAGGCAAUGAAAGUUUGGACUGAACAAUCUAAAAUCAUCUCAAUACCUUUUGAAAUAAUUUAUCAAACUGUACAUUGUACAGUCACAGCAGUGACAUGUUUCAGUACUAUCCCGCAGGCACAGCAGGCUAUUUUGGUCGAUUUUCCAUCCAAUAUGUGUGUGUAACUGGUGUGUGUGUGUGUGUGUGUGUGUGUUCACAUUUGUCAUAUGGGAAAUUCUGCUUUCCUGUGCAAACCCUGUGUGUCUGUCAUUAUAUUGAGAUCAGUGCUGUCAUUUGUGCCUGUGUGUGUGUGUUUGUGAGUGUGUGUGGCUUGCUGUGUGGUGUUUUAUUUUUUCCAAAUGGCAUCCUCAGCAUGAAGACAUCAGAUUGGACAAAAUAUCAUGGCACACAUCAGGGAAGAUGUGCACAGUGUGAUUGCUUAUUUCUCUGUCAUCACUCCUUCCUCUUUAAACAGUCUUUCAAUAGCAACAGGCUUCCAAAGACUCACUUAGACUCAGCUUUGCGUGUUACUGGAAUAUAUAUAAAUACAUUAUAUUGUACAUUUUCUAUCACAUUUUAUAAAUCAGUUACUUUUAUCAUUGUACAAAGUACAAAUGUAUUAUUUAAAAACUAGAAUAUGAUCUGUGUACAGUCAGUUUUUUUGGUUUUGAAAAUUAAAAAUGUCUAUUAUAUAUGAAUAUUAUGGAUUAUGAAAGAGAGUAUGAUUAUAAAAACAAAGGGUAUAAAUAAAUGUGCAUUUCUGGAGGCAUGAUUUGCUAAGAAUUGGAUUCCUUGCCUUGCAAAACGAGCCACUGGAUCCAAACUUUUAAAACUUCGGAACAGCGUUUCAGGGGACUUUAGGAGUGACUUUUGCAGCUGGGAAGGGGGGGGGGGCAAACCCGGAAGGAGGACAAAAGCUAAAACUAGUUUCAGUGUGAGCCAGAAGCCCAGAGGCAAAGGGCUUCAUUGUGAUUUCACCUGUAAAUUUAUGAGGCUUUACACUCACCGUGGGAAGAAGCUGGUUGUCUGUUGGACACACUUUAUAACUUUUGCAAUUUUAACAUCCUGGGGGAAAGGUGUUUUUUUUUGUUGUUGUUUUUUUCUUGUGGAGCAACCAACAUGUCAAGGGUUGAGUUCACUGACCUGAUCUGAACUUUAAGGGGUCACAAAUGUGGAUUUAAGACAAAAAAUUAAAAAAAAAAAAAAAAAAAAGAAAAA
Lates calcarifer (barramundi perch) is the source of this 8450-nucleotide messenger RNA. RefSeq names its product cholinergic receptor, muscarinic 2a (gene chrm2a). Bases 350 to 1858 code for a protein of 502 amino acids. The transcript is spliced from 3 exons. The record is from RefSeq and is a predicted model, not a curated record. Gene Ontology annotation, cellular component: plasma membrane. Gene Ontology annotation, biological process: regulation of heart contraction; adenylate cyclase-activating adrenergic receptor signaling pathway. NCBI's taxonomy places the organism in Eukaryota, Metazoa, Chordata, Actinopteri, Centropomidae. Gene Ontology annotation, molecular function: G protein-coupled acetylcholine receptor activity.